Messenger RNA from Aureobasidium uvarum, 1431 nucleotides. NCBI's taxonomy places the organism in Eukaryota, Fungi, Ascomycota, Dothideomycetes, Dothideales, Saccotheciaceae. The record is from the annotation of a GenBank genome assembly.
AUGUCGCUUCUGCCUGGCCUGUCCCUCUCGGCGCCAUCGACGGCAACACCGCAAUCGGACGCCGCGUCGCAUGCGCCUCCACGAAUCGAAGAGCUGCCUGCGCGCUCAGAGCUGCGUUUCGAAGUCGCUCCCGCAAAGUCAUACCGCAUACGCCUAGUACGAGGAACAGCAGAACUGUUUGGCAGCGAGCUAGCGCCUAGCACGACCUACACUUUCAGCGGAACAAAGGGCGCCGUCUUCACAUGGCACGGCUGCACCCUGGAGCUGCAGGGCGAGGUUGACAGCGAGUAUGUCGGUUCCGAAACAGAAGCCAUGGUGGAAUGGCUAAACGUCCACGGUAUGCUGGAGACAGCGCGCGACGAUGCUGGAGUUGGCAGGGACAGCAAUGGCGGCCCACGCCUUCUGAUCGUAGGCCCUGACGAUAGCGGCAAGACAAGUCUGCUCAAGUGCUUGACGGCAUGGAGCUUGAAGAUGGGAAGGACACCGACUGUCAUCAACAUGGACCCACGCGAAGGUCUACUCAGCAUUCCCGGCAGCCUGAGUGCGGUUACAAUGGGCAGCAUGUUGGAUGUUGAAGAUGGCUGGGGAAGCAGUCCGGUCUCUGGUCCUACUGGAGUGCCUGUCAAGACACCACUGGUCUACCAUUUCCCUUUUGCGUCUCCCGAAGACAACGCGCGCAUGUUCAAACCUCUGGUCACUCGCGCUGCUCUAGCUGUUACGAGCAGACUCGAGGAAGACGACGAGGCAAAGCAGAGCGGCAUCAUCAUCGACACACCAGGAAGUAUCAACCAACCAAGAGGCGGGUACGAUCUCCUCAUGCACAUCAUCUCGGAAUUCAGCAUCAACGUCGUUCUCACAUUGGGCUCGGAGAGGUUGUACAACGACCUAUUACGCAAGUUCGCCAGCCCAAAGAGCUCCGAUGAUGUGGUGCACGUCUUUCGCAUAUCAAAGUCAGGCGGCGCCGUAGGCAGAGAUGAGGCACUCAUGCGUCAAGCUCGUCAGCAACAGAUCAAAAACUACUUCUUCGGCGAUAGCAGAACAUCACUAAACCCACACGGCCAAUGGUGGGACUUUGGCGAUCUGACCCUCUACAAAGCAGUAGACCCUUCAGCAUCACAUGCACAAUCGUCCUUCCUGCCUGGUAUGGACUAUGACGACGAGUCGGCGCCUGGGCAGGGCGCUGCGCCGUGGCUGGAGAAGGUCACGCCGAGUCAAGGAAUGGUCAACGCAAUCUUGUCGGUCAAGUUCUGUUCAGGAAACUCGUCACUGGAUAACGUGCGCGACAGUUGUGUCAUGGGAUUUGUUUACGUGGCAGAGGUGGAUGAAGCUAGGAAAAAGGUACGGUUCCUAGCACCGCACCCCAGCAGGUGGGGUGAUCGAGCAUUGGUUUGGGGCAACUGGCCUGAAGGCGUCGGCGAUUUGGUUGCAUAG